Messenger RNA from Apis dorsata (giant honeybee), 2248 nucleotides. It is a transcript of the gene msi, whose product is annotated as RNA-binding protein Musashi homolog Rbp6-like. Gene Ontology annotation, molecular function: RNA binding. Gene Ontology annotation, cellular component: cytoplasm. The coding region runs from base 954 to 1298 and encodes 114 amino acids. The record is from RefSeq and is a predicted model, not a curated record. Lineage: Eukaryota; Metazoa; Arthropoda; Insecta; Hymenoptera; Apidae. The transcript is spliced from 5 exons.
CAAUAAAAAAAUCUUAGUUAAUCCAAACGUAAAAAAAUAUAUACAUACUUGAUAUGAACUGGAACGAAACGAAGCCCAGUCGGUAAAGUGUGAAUCGAUUUAUGAAAUGAACGUAGAAAAGAAGAAGAAAAGAGAACAAAAAAGGAAUAUAUGAAGCACGAUGAAGAAUAGAGCGUCGGUCGUUAACGAGGGGGGUUGCUCGUCCUCGAGGAUGAUGCGGCGUGGUGUGUGCAAGUGGUUCGUUCCCGGCCGGUCCGAUCAACGUGUGACACGGUGCGUCGUCAACGUAAAUAGACGUGGAGGUGGCCGGUGGCACCGGUGCCACCGGUUGCCACUUUGCGGGUAAAGCGUGCACACGAUCAUUGAACGCAUGCGCACUACCGUUAUGUCAGUUUAUAGAGAGGCCGAGUACACCCCCUCUUUCACCCGUGCACCCUUCGCCUGUCCAUCGAUGCGUUCUCCUAACCAACCCGAGUGGGGGUAGAGCUCUCCUCUCCGCGGGCUAUCCUCUAGGAGGAUAUCAAACUCAGUCGCAAAGCGUACGUUCGCGCGUGUGUUCGUUUGCGAGUUUCCCUUAUUCAAAGACAAAACUUGCUUACUUGCUUGCUCGUCGCGUGACUUUCGUCAUACUUCAACGCGCUCUUCGUCGGAUUUGAUUUGUGCUUUCGUUUCCAGUUGGAACGGUUCGUUUAUCCAUGUGAGUGGUGAAACAUCGAACAAUCUCCCUAGAUAGUGACUUGUUGAACUUAUUGCUACGAAAUGAGGAGCACGUGGAUUUCCGGUGACAUAGCCGAGGAUCACGAUGAGUGUACUGCACGAGAGAAACCUUGAACUUGAAUCGCUGAAGAUCGUCGAGACCUCGCUGUCUUAACGACUUGUUCUCAUCGGCGUGUCAAAAUCGUGAACAGUCUCGGAAGUGACAGGACAGACAGAGGGUAUAGCCGCGACCACCGAUGGCGGCCGCGAGCUUUCCGCCAAACUUCUCGAACGUCGGCAUAUUGGAGAACUGCGCCGGCAUGGAGGCGGCGAACGGUGCGAUCGAGCACGACUUUCACAAUGCUCUGGUGCCUAUAAACGGUAGCCAUUCCGGCAGCUCCGGGAGGAGUACACCGAAUGGCGGCGACCCAGCACCCGGCAAACUCUUCGUGGGUGGCUUGUCCUGGCAGACCAGUAGCGAGAAACUCAGGGAGUACUUCGGCAUGUUCGGUACCGUCACCGAUGUCCUGAUCAUGAAGGAUCCGGUUACACAGGAGAAGAGAAAUGGGAAACGACGGAAACGACAGAAGAAGGAAAAAUAAAAUAUCUUGAUCUUGAUCAAUUUUUCACGAUAUGAAAUGUGAGGAGUCUUUUACAGAUGUCGCCCGCGAUCGAAAAAACAAUGGUGAUCUUUUUUCGCGGACAUAACCUCGCGAUUCAUUUCAUGACCAAUCGUCGUAAGACUUACUUUGUUACGAUAGCGAUUUAUCAAAUUACCUCAGACACGUUAAAAAAAAUGUUAAAAGAUAAAGAUCUCAAUUUGACGAGUGUGAAAAAGCUAUCGAUCGGACAAUUGUCGACGAUUAUCAAUGUAUAUACAAAUCCUGCUACUGUUUGCGUUAUCAUCCUGUCGAAUAUUGUUCUGUCUGUUUAUAAAAAGCCGAUAAAAAGCCACGAAUGUGGAGACUCUAAAGAUAAAAGUGCUUUUGUAUGUUUAAUCAAGUACAAAAAGUGUACAUACCGUGACUGUAUAAUCAUACGUACGUAUGUGUAAAAAAAGAAUGCUAUCGAAUUAGAAGUGUACUCGUAGGAAAUUGUUGCUCGAGCGACGAUAUCGGCGAGAAUGUGAGAAUUUGAGAAAACUUUACCACUCUGAAUAGUACUCUGUGAUCGUAACCGUGUUGAAUUUAUAUAUAAAAUUCGUUUCAGAAAAAUCAUGUUCUCACCAAUAUCGUGGAUCGUUCGAACGAAUAGAUUUCGAAUCCUAGUCCUUCUAGUCAUAUUAGGAAUCUAGAAUUUCGUAAUAAAUCGUAACUAGUGUAUAAUUUCGAAAGUUACAAAGUUGAAGAGAGAAAAUUUUUCGGAGGGCAACAUGGGAUAAAAACCUUUUCGAAAAGAAGAGGAAGAGGAAAAGGAUGAAGAAGAUAAAACCGAGAAAGCGAGAGGAAAAAGGCGGAAUAUUCGUCGUGCCUGUCCAUCUCCCGCGGAAGGAACACGCAACUGGAAAGAAGCAAUAGGGUGAAAUAAAAAAACAUUAUCAUUUAUUUGUAAA